Euleptes europaea (tarantolino) is the source of this 1467-nucleotide messenger RNA. It is a transcript of the gene TOM1L1, whose product is annotated as target of myb1 like 1 membrane trafficking protein. Gene Ontology annotation, cellular component: endosome; membrane. The transcript has 15 exons. The record is from RefSeq and is a predicted model, not a curated record. Lineage: Eukaryota; Metazoa; Chordata; Lepidosauria; Squamata; Sphaerodactylidae. Gene Ontology annotation, biological process: signal transduction. Gene Ontology annotation, molecular function: phosphatidylinositol binding; ubiquitin binding; clathrin binding. The coding region runs from base 1 to 1413 and encodes 470 amino acids.
AUGGCUUUUGGGAAGAGCCAGAAGGAUCCCUUCGGCACCGCCCUGGGCCACCUGAUAGAAAAAGCCACUUUUGGAGCACUGCAGGUAGAAGAGUGGGGACAGUUCAUGCACAUCUGUGAUAUUAUUAAUACGACUGAAGAAGGUCCCAAAGAUGCAAUCCGAGCAUUAAAGAAAAGGCUGUCCAAAAACUGCAAUCAUGUUGAGAUUCGGCUUACUCUUUCCCUUCUUGACAUGUGCAUGCAGAAUUGUGGUCCAAGCUUCCAGUCUCUGGUAGUGAAGCGGGAGUUCUGCAAAGACCGGCUGGUAAAACUUCUGAAUCCAAGGUUCAACCUGCCUGUUGAUAUGCAGGAGAAGAUCUUGACCUUUAUCAUGACUUGGGCUCGAGGAUUCCAAGGUGCUGUGGAUGUGACUGAAGUCAAGGAGGUAUACCUGGAGCUUCUCAAGAAAGGAGUUGAGUUUCCAACCUGUGGAACCCAGAAGCCUUUGACUCAGACCUCCACAAAGGCAUCAUUGUCGCACAGUACCUCCAAGAAUGGUUUGGCAGGGUCCCUCCCUACAGGUACAACAAUAACACUGAUUCCUGAACAGAUUGGGAAGCUAUACAGUGAACUGGAUAUGGCAAAAAUGAACGUGAGGGUCAUGUCAGCGAUUCUGAAGGAAAAUGUCCCUGGAUCAGAGAAUCCAGAUGAUAUGAAGCUUCUACAGAAGCUCUACAAGACAAGUCGAGUAAUGCAAGAGAGGAUCAUGGAACUGCUAGCAACAGUACAGAAUGAAGAUGUGAUAACUGAACUGAUACAAGUGAAUGAAAAUCUGAAUAAUGUCCUGAUGGGACACGAAAGGUUCUCUCGAAAUAGAGUCCGCUUCCUGGAAAAUCAAAGGAUUCAAAAUGAACGCACAGCGGACAACAGCAACCAGCCCUCUGCUCCCUCAUCUGACUUGCUUGACCUCGAGUCAAGUUUUCCGACUACGGUGCCAAAGGCUGGGGGAGCUGGCCUUGUGACUUCUCCGUUUUCAGAAUCAAACUGCGAGCCGUCGUGUGUUGCUGCUCCAAGCACCCACCUGAUGCAACCAUCACUUUAUCCUCAGCUAAACCCACUACAUGCUGCAAAUACUGUGCAGACUGCGUUUGUAACAGAAGCACAAAGUACAAGUCAGAGCUUUCCAGUUGCCAGCCAAUAUGAGAAUGUAAACUCCUUUUUAACUCCUGUGCCUCUCCAUCCAGUAAGCCUUCAGAUUAAUGGGACAAGAGAUACCCCAGCAACAGACAUGUCCAAAAGCCAGACGCCGCCUCCCAAUUACUAUGAGCUCAUGGAGUUUGAUCCGCUGGCUCCCAGUGACAAAAUGGAACCUAUUUAUGAAGAAAUUGAUGCACAUCUCUUCAGACCUAGUGUUAAAAGUCAUACCAGCUGCUAGACUCAAGAGGUCCAAGUAAAACAAAAGUAUCUUCUUUUCCUACACUAGAGACUG